AUGUUCGUGUUUGUGAAGUUGGCCUGGUUUCCUCAUCUUCACCGGUCAGUUCAGAUUUUGGCAGAGUUUAUGGAUGGCCAGUGCUUUAUCAGUUACGUUAUCUACCGCGUCCGUGUUCGCCGUGGGGGCCGUAAGCGCCCCGUCCCCAAAGGUGCCACCUACGGCAAACCUGUGCACCACGGCGUUAACCAGCUGAAGUUCGCCCGGAGCCUUCAGUCUGUGGCAGAGGAACGUGCUGGCCGUCACUGUGGGGCCCUGAGAGUCUUGAACUCCUACUGGGUGGGUGAAGACUCCACGUACAAAUUUUUCGAAGUGAUCCUCAUCGAUCCCUUCCACAAGGCCAUCCGGCGCAAUCCCGACACGCAGUGGAUCACCAAGCCAGUCCACAAGCACCGGGAGAUGCGCGGGCUCACGUCGGCCGGGCGCAAGAGCCGCGGCCUGGGCAAGGGCCACAAGUUCCACCACACCAUCGGCGGCUCGCGCCGCGCGGCCUGGCGGAGACGCAACACCCUGCAGCUGCACCGCUACCGCUGAGCCGCGCCGCGGUAGCCACCCAAUAAAGCUUGUGCGGGCUGUC
Molecule: messenger RNA, 577 nt
Organism: Tinamus guttatus (white-throated tinamou)
Lineage: Eukaryota; Metazoa; Chordata; Aves; Tinamiformes; Tinamidae
Source: RefSeq, a predicted model, not a curated record